CCGCAGCUCCUGCCGCGCCGGGACCGCCUGCCGAACCUCGGCUCCGGCCUCCACGCUCUGGCCUGCAUCGCGCACCCCGGCCGCCCCAGCCUGACUGAACCAUGGCGACAACUCCUGCUGCUGCCUUUGAGGCCCUCAUGGAUGGAGUGACAAGCUGGGAUGUCCCUAAAGGCCCCAUCCCCAGUGAACUCCUUCUAACUGGAGAGGCUGCCUUCCCGGUGAUGGUGAAUGAUCAGGGCCAGGUCCUCAUUGCUGCAUCCUCGUAUGGCCGAGGCCGCCUUGUGGUUGUGUCCCAUGAGGGCUACCUGCUGGACGCCGGCUUGGCCCCAUUUCUUCUCAAUGCAGUGGGCUGGCUCUGUCCCUCUCCUGGGGCUCCCGUUGGAGUGCACCCAUCCCUGGCAUCACUAGCAAACAUCCUGCAGGGCUCUGGGGUUGAGGCACAGAUUCAGCCAGAACCGAGAGAACCCCUGGGGGUUUAUUGCAUCAAUGCCUACAAUGACACCAUGACUGCAGAGCUGAUCCAGUUUGUGAAACGUGGAGGGGGCCUGCUCAUGGGGGGCCAAGCCUGGUAUUGGGCCAGUCAGCAUGGUCAUGACAAGGUGCUGUCCAAGUUCCCAGGGAACCAGGUGACCAGUGUGGCUGGUGUGUACUUCACUGAUACCUGUGGGGACAGAAGCCGGUUCAAGGUCUCUACGAAGGUGCCCAAGAUCCCUCUCCAGGUCAGGUUUGGGGAGGAUCUCGGGCAGGAUCAGCAGGAGCUCCUGGAAGGGAUCUCAGAGCUGGACAUCAAAACAGGGGGACUCCCCUCGCAGCUGCUGGUGCAUGGGGCCCUGGCCUUCCCCCUGGGCUUAGACGCUUCUCUUGGCUGCUUCCUGGCAGCUGCCCGCUAUGGCCGGGGCCGUGUGGUUCUGGCUGCCCACGAGGGCAUGCUCUGUACGCCCAAGAUGGGGCCCUUUUUGCUCAAUGCUGUGCGCUGGCUGGCCAGAGGCCAGAUGCGCAAAGUUGGGGUGAACACACGUCUAAAGAAUCUGUGUGCCCUGCUGUCAGAACAUGGCCUGGAGUGCAGUCUGGAGCCCCGUCUGACUGCUGACUUGAGUGUCUACUGCUGUGUGGCUUACAGUGACAAGGAGGCUCAGCAGCUGCAGGAGUUUGUGGCUGAGGGGGGGGGCUUGCUGAUCGGGGGCCAGGCCUGGUGGUGGGCCUCCCAGAACCCCGGCCGCUCCACUUUGGCUAGUUUCCCUGGUAACGUCAUACUCAACUGCUUUGGCCUCAGUAUCCUAGCUCGGACUCUGGAGCCAGGCUGUUUCCCUGUCCCUAACCCUGAGAAGCAGAGCUACCACUUCCGCAAGGCACUGUCUGAAUUCCAGCUUAUCGUGAACCGCGGGGGUGGGAACCUGGAAAAGAGUUGGCUGGCCAAACUGGGAGCAGAUGCAGCAAGCUUCCUGCAGAUCCCUGCAGAGGGGGUCCCUGCUUAUGCUUCCUUGCACCGGCUCCUGAGGAAGAUGCUGCAUGUGUCAGGCCUCCCAGCCGUGAGCAGGGAAAAGCCAGUUGCCAGUGACUCCUAUGAGGCCGCACUGCUCUGCCUGGCCACGGAGCUCGCACGCUGCGGCACGGACUGCUCUCAGCUGGCACAGGGCUUGGGACCUGGUCUUGCAGCUCCAGCAUACCCCUCAGAACACGCCAUCACAGUGGAGAUUGCUGGAAGCAACCCAGGCAGCGGUGAUUCCUGGGUGAGUACAGGGCUCUACCUCCCAAAUGGACAAAAUGCAGAAGUCUCCUUGUCUGAAGCUGCAGUUUUUGCUGGCCUGAAGGUACAGAUUGGCUGCCACACCGAUGACUUGACGAGUGCCAGCAAGCUGUCUCGAGCCCCUGUGGUAACUCACCAGUGCUGCAUGGAUAGGACCAAACUGUCAGUCUCCUGCCUCUGGGGCGGCCUUCUCUAUGUCAUCGUGCCCAAGGGCAGUAAACUGGGCCCCGUGUCCGUCACCAUCAAGAGGGCUGUGCCUGCCCCAUAUUACAGGCUGGGUAAGACAUCCCUGGAGGAGUGGAAGAGGCGUAUCCAGGAGAGCACAGCUCCCUGGGGAGAGCUGGCAACAGACAACAUCAUCUUGACGGUGCCAACUGCAGACCUCCAGGCCCUGGAGGACCCUGAAUCUUUACUCCACCUCUGGGAUGAGAUGAUGCGGGCUAUAGCCAGGCUGGCAGCCCAGCCCUUUCCUUUCCUCCGUCCAGAGAGGAUUGUUGCUGAUGUGCAGAUCUCAGCCGGCUGGAUGCACUCAGGAUACCCUAUCAUGUGCCACCUGCAGUCGGUGCAGGAGCUCAUCAGUGAGAUGGGCAUGAGAAGCAGAGGUCUGUGGGGAGCCAUCCACGAGCUGGGCCACAACCAGCAGCGGCACGGGUGGGAGUUCCCCCCACACACCACCGAGGCCACCUGUAACCUCUGGUCAGUCUAUGUGCAUGAGACGGUCCUGCACAUCCCCAGGGCUCAGGCCCACCCAGCUCUGAGCCCUCCAGAACGAGAGAAAAGGAUCAAAACACACCUGGGAAAGGGAGCGCCCCUGAACGACUGGAAUGUGUGGACAGCUCUGGAAACAUAUCUAAAGCUCCAGGAGGCCUUUGGAUGGGAGCCAUUCACCCAGCUCUUUGCUGAGUACCAGACCCUCUCUGGCAUCCCCAAAGACAACACUGGCAAGAUGAAUCUGUGGGUGAAGAAGUUCUCUGAAAAGGUGCAGAAGAAUCUGGCUCCUUUCUUUGAGGCCUGGGGCUGGCCUGUCCAGAAGGAAGUGGCUGCGAGCCUGGCCUGUCUGCCUGAGUGGCAGGAAAACCCCAUGCAGAUGUACAUCCAGACUGAGGACUAAAAGAUGUGCAUGAAGGGGUGUGUGUGCGGGACGGGGGGUGAUCACUCACCAACUCUGCCACCCUCUUUCUUGCCUAGUGUACCCUGAGCCUGAAUCCUACC
Molecule: messenger RNA, 2959 nt
Organism: Lagenorhynchus albirostris (white-beaked dolphin)
Lineage: Eukaryota; Metazoa; Chordata; Mammalia; Artiodactyla; Delphinidae
Gene: TCAF2
Product: TRPM8 channel associated factor 2
Biological process (GO): negative regulation of anion channel activity
Source: RefSeq, a predicted model, not a curated record